AUGCAUUUUACUAGCCUUCUUUCCGUUGCCACCUUUGCCGCCGCGGCCAUGGCUGCCUCAGUCCAGGUCAACUUCUACUCCGAUACUGGCUGCCAGAACUUCAUUGGAUCCCGCUUCAUCGACUUUGAUCCGAGCCAGGGUGUUCGCGGAUUUAGCAACCACCCUGACGCCAGUAGCCCUUUCACUGGCAAUGUCGUGGAUGGCGAAUGUAUUGGUACCCUCAGUAGUGUUGUUGCCGUUCUUAUCGUCUGA
Fusarium oxysporum Fo47 is the source of this 252-nucleotide messenger RNA. RefSeq lists its product as uncharacterized. The record is from RefSeq and is a predicted model, not a curated record. NCBI's taxonomy places the organism in Eukaryota, Fungi, Ascomycota, Sordariomycetes, Hypocreales, Nectriaceae. Bases 1 to 252 code for a protein of 83 amino acids. The transcript is spliced from 3 exons.